AUGGCAAUCUUCACCUCAGUUGAGCUCGAAGUGGCUACGCAACAGCCUUCACGGUUGAAGCCCGCACAGACCAAAGAGCACCUGCGACAAGCACCACCAUAUCAUCGGGCAGUUCUAUGUUUUAUCUUUCGAGACGCCAAUAUAGAACAAGCAUUGCCGAAGAGUACAAAGCCAAAUAGCGCCCAGGUUCGGAAAAGCGAUAGGGUUCCACUGCCAUGUGGCCCUCUGGAACCCCUGCUGGGGGUAAUCGAAAACAAUAAUGCGAGUCCCGUGGACACCGCUUGGAAAACGAUCAAAAGACAGACAACCAUACCACCAUCCUCACUGUCAGUCCUUCGAUAUGGGAAAAGCUUUCUUUCAGAGACAUCAUCUAUCGGCCAGAGAUGCCUCUUUUACCCGUUCGCAUUCCAUCUCAAUACCUUGUCAGGCCUCAGUCCCGAGGUAGAUAAUUUACGUCUUGAUCGAAGUAUCUGUGGAUGGAAUAACCACGAGCCGAAUGCGUAUGACUUGGUGGGCAGUCAUUACUUCGGACAGGGCUUGCGGAAGGUUUGGUUCGAGAUCGACCUUGGCCCAACACCGGGAAAGAUGUUGGCGAGUGGUUUGAAACAGCUUCAACACGAUCAUGAAAGCGGUGCACGAAAAUUAGCUGCUGUUUCUGUGAACAUCCUUCAAGCGGUCUUGGCCCACCUUGACGACCCCAUCAUUCUCAGUGGCCCAUGGUGGCAGAAAGCCAGGAUGACGGCCUGGCAUCUCUGGAAAAAUGGGCGUCAGAGUAUGGACGCGGCCAUUCUCAGCUUUCUAUUGAUGACACUGACCGAGAUUGAGACGCUUUUAUUGACUGUAGGCCCUGAGGAAGCCUGCGAUAAGCUGCAGGUCUCCGAACUCUUCGACCGGAUUCAGAAAAAGAUACGCUCAUAUAAGCUUCGCCUUAGCUACAACUUCGGAUCAUACGCCAUGUCUAAGAUUAGCCGAACUGGUUGUGUACCUAAGCACUUGACAAUUAUGACACUCUCUGCGAGUUGUACCAUUCGUGAAUGCAUUACACAGCUAGUACGGAUCUCCGGUGCUCAAUCAAUCGAAAUCCGCGUUUUGGAAUCACGACCUUUAUUUGAAGGCGUUUCAUUAGCAUCUUCAAUUCUAGAACAUCUUGAGAAUGAACCGAACAGUCCCAAAGUCAAUAUAUCUAUUUUCACCGACGCUUCGGUCGCCCUGGCAGCUCAAAAUGUCGAUUUCCUUCUGCUUGCAGCAGAUCGUAUUGCAGCUGACGGGUCCGUUAGUAAUAAAACCGGAUCUCUGCCGGCAGCUCUAAGCGUGCGGCAUGUCUCGCCCUCGGCAGACAUUAUCGUUGUGAGUGAAAUCGAUAAAGUCGCUAUGCAAAGCUGUGAUACAGAAGCACAUACCAUGGAAAACAAUGAGUCCUCGGAGGUUGUGGAUGCCUGGCAGCAGAGUGAGACCGUAAAAGGACUCGGGGUCAUUGAGCAGAAAAUUCAAAGGAAGGGUCGACAAGUCACAGUCAACGUACCGAAUGUUUACUUCGAAUGGGUCCCUCCAACAUUGAUAGACGCCUAUAUCUGUGAAGAUGGUGUCAAACUCCCACCUGAUUUUCGAAAACGAUCACAGUGGAUAAAAGACCAAUGCGAGAGAUACUUUGACAAUAACUUGUGA
Messenger RNA from Aspergillus bombycis, 1665 nucleotides. RefSeq names its product translation initiation factor eIF-2B subunit family protein. Gene Ontology annotation, molecular function: S-methyl-5-thioribose-1-phosphate isomerase activity. Bases 1 to 1665 code for a protein of 554 amino acids. Lineage: Eukaryota; Fungi; Ascomycota; Eurotiomycetes; Eurotiales; Aspergillaceae. The record is from RefSeq and is a predicted model, not a curated record. The transcript is spliced from 2 exons.